Molecule: messenger RNA, 1960 nt
Organism: Cutaneotrichosporon oleaginosum
Lineage: Eukaryota; Fungi; Basidiomycota; Tremellomycetes; Trichosporonales; Trichosporonaceae
Biological process (GO): activation of GTPase activity
Cellular component (GO): Golgi apparatus
Molecular function (GO): GTPase activator activity
Source: RefSeq, a predicted model, not a curated record
ACUCCAACGCAUCCAUCCAACUUUUCUCUCCAUCGCUCCCUCUUCCCAUCUCGCUCAUGUUUAAACAAUGAACCACCCCACUGCUCCCCCAGCACGGCCCCACUCGGCACACGCAUACAUGGCUGUCCCAUCUAGCCUCUUCCGCACCUCCUCCGGUCGUUCCAACAGUGCCCGCCCCCCUCCGCGCAGCGCUGCACGCGGCAGCGUAUCCUCCACCUCCAUCCGACACACUGAGUGGGAGGACGCGUGGGACUCAUCCUCAGACCGCGAUGACGACGAUGAGCCCACCUCCUCAGCCCACGCCGCGCCCAUACCCAUACGCGCUGUGAGGAUCUCUCCACCACCGGGCUCGGGCUCGGGCGGCAACUCGGGUUCCAUCUCCACUUCCUGGGUCAGCGCGAGCUACCACCCUACGCCCGUGAAAGCGACGCCGCCAGUAAGCGCACCCGCGACGCGCGUGCUGGUAGAGGAUUAUGGCGCACCCGAAGCCAAGCUUGGCGCUUGGGAGUUGGUUGAGCCCGCAGAGGCGUUGGAAGAGGGGGCAUGCGCCGGAAGGGAAGCACUGCGCUCCGACUGCGAAGAUGUCCUCCGCGACCCCAUGCAGCUCCUCGCUGGACUGACGCUCUCGUCGGCGCCGGCCUCGCCAUUGGCCUCCCCGAGUGUCGGAAGCAGAGCGCCAUCCGGACGCGCAUCGCCGCGCCCAGGCAGCGGUAUCAGCGUUUCGCGCCAGCGCUCGGUGCGCACCGAGCGGAGGCGGGAAAAGUUCGUCAAGAUCCUCUCGUGCGAUACCGGUAACUCGGUGGACAUUGGCGCGCUAAAGCGCUUGGCAUGGAGCGGCGUCCCGGAAGAAGUGCGCCCGGUUGUGUGGCAGCUCUUGCUCAACUAUCUACCUCUCCCAGUCGCGCCGCGGCUAGCAACUCUCACGCGCAAACGGAAAGAGUACGCUUCGCUCGUGGAGCAGUACUUUGGGCGUGGGCUGGCGUCUCUCGACCAGCAGAUCUGGCACCAGAUCGAGAUAGACGUGCCGCGCACUCGGCCCGGCGCGCCCCUCUGGUCCUGCACGGAGACACAGCGCGCCCUCGAGCGAAUCCUGUAUGUCUGGGCGAUCCGGCACCCGGCGAGUGGCUACGUGCAGGGCAUCAACGACCUCGCGACGCCGUUUUUCGAGGUCUUCCUCAGCGCAUAUGUCACAGUCGACCCAGAACGCUUCGACGUCUCGCAUCUACCGCCCGACGUCCUGGCCGCCGUCGAGGCCGACUCAUUCUGGUGUCUCACAAAGCUGCUCGACGGGAUCCAGGACCACUAUAUCUCGCAGCAGCCAGGGAUCCAGCGUCUCGUCAAGCGCAUGGGCGAGCUCGUCAAGCGGAUCGACGCCCCGCUCGCCGCGCACUUCGAGGACCAGGGCGUCGAGUACAUGCAGUUCGCGUUCCGGUGGAUGAACUGCCUCCUCAUGCGCGAGAUCAGCGUCAAGUGUACUGUCCGGAUGUGGGACAGUUACCUGUCCGAGGGCGCCGAUGCCUUCUCCCAGUUCCACCUGUAUGUGUGCUGCGCACUCCUCGUCAAGUUCAGCGACCGGCUGCGCGACAUGGACUUCCAGGAGAUGAUCAUCUUCCUACAGCGCCUGCCGACGACAGGGUGGGGCGACAACGAGAUAGAGCUGCUGCUCUCCGAGGCGUUCGUGCUCAAGAGCGUGUGGCAGGGUGCCGACAACCACUUUGCCAACCUGCCCAUGCGUGAAGGGCUGCCGAACAUGAUGGGGCGAUAACAGCGUGCAAGCACAGUUGGGGGAUGGGCGCCUGGGGCAGUAAUUUAGCAUCGCAUAAUCAUUGUACGAGACGCAUCGGUCGAGCACGGGCUUCAGCGAGGAUGGCGAACUGAUCUGCGGGCUGAUGGGAUUGACAGGGCGGGUAUCUCGUACACGCCACUCUGGGCUUUACAUGUAUGCUAGAAGAGAAUCUAC